AAGAGGGUAAUGCAGAAGUGUCACACCUGGAAAUGUCACUCAUGUAGUAGCCUUCUCAUAAAGUUGUGGGUUCUCCCCAAUGCUCUUAUUCCUAAAAAUGGAGAAUGUAGAUCGAACAGUGGGCAACAUUUUGUCUGAAACGCCCUCUAUUGAAGAGCUGGAGGAUAUAUUACAUGGGGGUAAGCUGUCCUGUAACCAUGUCGAUGAAGUGUGGCCUAAUUUGUUUCUGGGGGACAUGUACAUGUCUCAUGACAGAUAUGGCCUAUGGAGACUGGGUAUAACUCAUGUUUUAAAUGCUGCACAUGGUAAAAUGUGUUGCAAAGGAAGAGAUGAUUUUUAUGGGACAACUGUGAAGUACUAUGGUGUUCCGGCCAAUGAUCUGCCUACAUUUGAUAUUUCACCUUUUUUCUACCCUUCAGCACACUACAUUAAUGAUGCUCUCAGCACUACAGAUGCUAAAGUGUUUGUGCAUUGUGCUGUGGGAGUGAGCCGUUCAGCUGCUCUGGUCUUAGCUUACCUAAUGAUUUAUUGCAAUUACUCUCUGGUGGAUGCCAUCUUGAAAGUGAAAGAAAGAAGAUGGAUCUUUCCAAACCGAGGAUUUCUGAAGCAGUUAAUAACUCUCGGCAAUGAAUUAAACCACAAGGCACAGUCAAAGUAGCUUGAUAUUCUUUAAACAAGCAUGCAAUUCAGAAAUCUGUAAAUUCAAACAUCUAAUAACAUUUAAACAGUACUCCUGCAGUGAUCAACAACAAUCAUCAUUAACAUAAUAAUAAACAAUUUCUGGUCUGUAUAAUCACAGCUUUGUGUUGUACUUUGGUUAAAU
This is a messenger RNA of Rhinichthys klamathensis goyatoka, 823 nucleotides long. RefSeq names its product dual specificity protein phosphatase 13A family protein. Gene Ontology annotation, biological process: negative regulation of MAPK cascade; protein dephosphorylation. Gene Ontology annotation, molecular function: MAP kinase phosphatase activity; protein tyrosine/serine/threonine phosphatase activity. Gene Ontology annotation, cellular component: cytoplasm. Lineage: Eukaryota; Metazoa; Chordata; Actinopteri; Cypriniformes; Leuciscidae. The transcript is spliced from 3 exons. Bases 80 to 658 code for a protein of 192 amino acids. The record is from RefSeq and is a predicted model, not a curated record.